AUGUCGCUGAAGGCAAUCUCGGCCACAGAUGCCGCGUCCCUUGACAAGGACCUCAUGGACGUGAACAUCGGCGGAUGGUCGCUAGACCAGCUCAUGGAGCUGGCGGGCUUGUCGGUUUCUCAAGCUGUCUGGAGGAUGCAUCCACUCAGUCAAGGAAAGAAUGUCCUCGUCGUAUGCGGCCCCGGAAACAACGGUGGCGACGGUCUCGUCGCAGCACGACACCUCGCACACUACGGCUACAACCCCACCGUCUACUACCCCAAAGAAGGCAAAAACGAGCUUUACCAACGCCUCAAAACCCAACUCCAAAACCUCUCCAUCCCAUUCACAACGGACUUCGAAAUGACCCUCUCCAAUUCCCACCUCCUAAUCGACGCCAUCUUCGGCUUCUCAUUCGGCGGGCCUCUCCGCGAACCCUUCCCAUCCAUCAUUUCCCAAAUUGAAACAGCAUCUAUCCCGGUUCUAAGCGUAGAUGCCCCUAGUUCAUGGGAUAUUACCUCCGGCCCGCCGUCAUCUGGACCUGGUGCUAAGUUUAUGCCUCAGGGGUUGAUCAGUUUGACGGCGCCGAAGCCUUGCGUGAAGUUUUAUGAGGGCCGGCAUUUUGUUGGUGGUAGGUUCUUGACGCAGAGUAUUGCGGAGAAGUAUGGCCUGGUGUGUCCGGCCUAUGAGGGUAUCGAUCAGGUGGUGGAAGUUUUUGAGGAUGGGGAUGGGGAUUUCCGGUAUGCUCCAAAGGGAGAGUCCAAGUACUAA
Molecule: messenger RNA, 750 nt
Organism: Penicillium cataractarum
Lineage: Eukaryota; Fungi; Ascomycota; Eurotiomycetes; Eurotiales; Aspergillaceae
Product: NADHX epimerase
Exons: 5
Coding region: 1-750 (249 amino acids)
Cellular component (GO): mitochondrion
Molecular function (GO): NAD(P)HX epimerase activity
Source: RefSeq, a predicted model, not a curated record